AUGGCUCCAGUUCAACAGACUCAUCCUGGCAGCGAACUCGAUGCCCUGUUCCCCUCCCCAUCUUUCCCGCCCAACGUACUUUCCCCUCCGCGGUAUCCCGGUGCCUCACCAGAAGCAGUUGCAGCUUUGACACAUGUCUUGAAGGAGAACCAUACAAAGUACCACAUUUUCUCAACUAUAAGCGGUUCCAUAAGUGCCCAUGUCACUCAUCGCGCGCUGGCACUUUAUGUCAUGGGCGCGAGUGGAUCUCUGAUCGAACAGUUCUACGAGCAAGACAACGCCUACCAGCGCCCAGCAGUCGAGCCUCCCGAGGCUGUCACAGAAGCGAACUUCAUCGAACAUCUAGGUGACGAGAACUUUUACGCCGCGUACAAAGCCUUCUUCAGCAAGAUUAUUGAGGAAAGGGGCUUCAGCGCCACGCUUGAGGAAUACAUAUUCUCUAAAAAGUACAACUUUAUAGACGGACGAGGCAUGUCCGCCCAGCCCGUGAUGUUGGCGCGCUUUCUUGGAGCUUUGUUCCACGCCUUCAUCCAUGUAGGAUACGGCGCGGAAUUGGGCAUCCCAGGCAUGGUUGUCGAAGGUCUUGCAUUGGCCAGCGUGCAAGGGUAUGAAUUCUUGCCGUCAUAUCUUUUCGAGUCCAGCGGCACGACUGCAGUGGAGGAGGCAACAUCUCGCCUUGCCUCGCUUUUCCUUAAUACAAAGACAUCUACUGCGCCCUCUCAGCUCGAAAACUCGCCAAAUAAUCAUGCAUUCUCCAUUCUUGCCAAGAUCAUGCAAGAUUCAAAAUUCGCACCAAAGGAAAUCAAGAAGUAUUUUAAAGAUUUUGACGGCCUGAUGUCCGAGCAUGGUGAUACUAUAUGGCACUACGCUGAACAAUGGACGAUCGACCCGUCGCAGCCAGGCGAAAUCGAACGUAAGAUAGAAGAAUGUAUUUGGACGAGCACUAUCCUUUACAGCAUUGGUGGAUGGAACAAAGACAGAAGCUUAACAGCAGACUUCUUCUUUAUGCAUUUCGUCACGUCGAGUCUCUUCCUUCCAUCCCUGUUACCUUACCUGCCGCAAAACUCGCAAGUUCUUCUGCUUCGUGGAUACUUUGCAUCGACUCUUGGGUGGUGGAUCGCACUCGGCUUCCCUAGACUGGACAUUCGAGGCUUCCUCAGCACCAACUCACAUAUUUCGUCAGAGGUCAAGGUCGCUAACCCAUUCCUCGACAUCAUCCAAUCUGUGAUAACGCACCCAAAUGAACAUAUGCCGAAGAUUCAGCGCGCCUUCGCGCAUUUCUCUUCACUUUAUGGCACACGGCCCAAGGGCUACUUUAAGGAUACUGAACUGGAGGGCGCAGAAGCGCUGGAUGGAUCACUCUUCCUUUGGGCCGCGAGAUUGACUGAGGAGUAUAUGAGCGAGGGUACGGGGCACUGGAGCCUAGAAGGGUUUCCUGCAAGUGAUUAAGAGUGAGCGAUGGGUUUGAAAUUUGUAUGGAUGUAUUACGAGCACCGCUUACUAGCCAAUGACUGCAUUUUGGUUUGCUUUUGAUAUCUAUUAAACGUAUUGAUCAUCUG
Molecule: messenger RNA, 1559 nt
Organism: Suillus subalutaceus
Lineage: Eukaryota; Fungi; Basidiomycota; Agaricomycetes; Boletales; Suillaceae
Exons: 5
Coding region: 1-1449 (482 amino acids)
Molecular function (GO): oxidoreductase activity
Source: RefSeq, a predicted model, not a curated record